CUAGCUUAACAAAAACAUCUGUCGAAAUGCCACCAAAAACCAGUGGAAAGGCCGCGAAGAAAUCUGGCAAAGCCCAGAAAAACAUUACCAAAGGCGACAAGAAAAAGAAGAAGCCACGCCGUAAGGAGAGCUACGCCAUCUACAUCUACAAGGUCCUAAAGCAAGUCCACCCGGACACCGGAAUCUCCUCCAAGGCCAUGAGCAUCAUGAACAGCUUUGUGAACGAUAUCUUUGAACGCAUUGCUGCUGAAGCUUCUCGUCUGGCUCACUACAACAAGCGAUCCACCAUCACCUCUCGCGAGGUUCAGACCUCUGUCCGUCUGUUGUUGCCAGGAGAAUUGGCCAAACACGCUGUCUCUGAGGGAACCAAGGCUGUCACCAAGUACACUAGCUCCAAGUAAAUGUUUUAUACCAUACAUCCAAAUCGGCCCUUCUAAGGGCCAAAAAAUGAUAUUCGAAGAAGAAUUUGAAUUUUUGCUGAUUGAAACUAAUCGUUACUUAUGCAUAUCCUUUGUCCUGUGCUCAACAUUAGAACGUGACCCGCACAGAUCCUGCAUAACAGCUUUAGUCUCUAAGUCUUUUAUGACUUGAAAAUGCUUCACGGGUUAAUUUAGACAAAAUACUUUCUGGACCAAUUAAAGUUAGUGUAAGUUAUUGCAUUUUGUAGAAAAAAGUGAUAUUUGAAAUGGUGUAAGAAGUAGGAAAAACAAUGUAGUUUUCGAGGAAAAAACUAUGUUCGUGACCAUUUGAUGAAUUAUAUCUAAUGGAAUAUGCAAUGUAAGGGACUUUGUAUGCUUCGAACACCUAACGUGCGUGAAGCGAUCACGAUGAUUACUAUUGGAAAUAUCUCUGUUUGUUUCCAAAUGCUGGCCGAUAUGAUAUUUCAUUAUUAUAACGGAUAGCAGGUACACGCUGUAAUUUUUUGUCGUUUGUGUUACUAGUAGUGCUCUGAGGCACCACAUAGAAAUAAUAUAACAAACGAAAAAAAUAUUGCUAAUUUUAUAAUUCGUUGCACUCAAUAAACGAAAGA
Molecule: messenger RNA, 1030 nt
Organism: Wyeomyia smithii (pitcher-plant mosquito)
Lineage: Eukaryota; Metazoa; Arthropoda; Insecta; Diptera; Culicidae
Product: histone H2B
Exons: 1
Coding region: 27-401 (124 amino acids)
Cellular component (GO): nucleosome
Molecular function (GO): structural constituent of chromatin; protein heterodimerization activity; DNA binding
Source: RefSeq, a predicted model, not a curated record